AUUUUCAAGAUAUCACAAUGCCGUUGGUGGGCACCAAUAUGCAAUACCACAUGAAUAUUAGUUUUAAAAUUCCAUAGGCUCGUUUUCAAUAAAUAAAUUACAUGUAACUGUGAGGCAGUGAUAUAUAUCAACCAACAUAAUGAUUCAUACAUAAGUAUUUUUCAGUCCAUCACGUGUACCUAUCAAAUGGCAAGCUUCAGCAUAGAUUUUCAUUGUUCAUUAUAUAUAUAACUUUGGAAUUACAUUUUCGGGGAAAAUGUUUACGAUAGAGAAUUGUAUAUCGAGGCUCAAGUUCAUGUAUCGUCUGAUGAAAACCCAGCUGUUCUACAACAGAAUAGGGCAAUAAAUCAGUUUUAAUAAACACAGAUAUAGACCUGGUCACAGUGAAGAUGCUUCUUAUUUGUUUUUCAAUCUAAACGCAACUGCAGAACUGACUAACCUGACUGGAUAUAAAGGAAUAUUUUGUUUCGUUCCAAAGAUCGACUUAAGAGUGACUUAAAGUGCACCACGUUUCCAUUUUAGAUAGGAUUACAUAUGACAGUAGAUGUAGUGCAGUGGCUUGACGUUGUAUAAAACUUAUAUAUAAGUUUCUGCACAUGUAUGUAUGUUAAAUACGCUGUUGAUUUCCCAUUUUUGUUGUCAGGUCCAGGUUUAAUUGGAAAUAAUGCCACGCUUCUGACAUACGCUUCAUAUUCACCACCAUUGUAUAAGUCGCAGUCAGCUAGACGCUUGAUAAUUACGUAACUAUGCAGACAUUACAAGCGUCUGAUUGACCAAGACUAGCAUAAAUGACAUUGAGUAAUUUUUAGAAUCAAACCAAAAUAUAAGUAUACAAACUGAAAACCGAACCGACAACGUUGAACUGUGGUUUAUUGGUUUUUAACCAAAUUAACUGUCGCACCCCUAGAAAUAACCACAGUAUAUGUACCUAUGGUAUUAUGACUAGAGAUUACGACGUGUAUUAAUAAUUUUUCAACACUGCCAAAAUUUCUUGUCCCCUUUCACCUCUUGUAUAGAUCUAUGAUAAUACAAUGUAGACAAGUAUGCAUACAUUUAAUACUUGUAUUUUCUUUACUCACAGAACAUGGGACGAAGCAAAAAAAAAACCCAAGCCUUACAGAAAACAAUCUGAAUCAAAUCAGCCUAAAGAUGGAUCCUGUAUAUUUGUGAAGCUUGACAAGGGAGUGUGGUGGCCAGGAUAUGCCUCGGAGGGAAAAGGCUACUUCUAUGAUGAAGAUGAAUACAUAACCCUCAACAAAUCUAAUUGGAAAUAUACAGUCAGUGAUGAACAGCUGAGGAAAUCACUAGACAAACUGAAAGGUAGAAAUAAAAGGAAAUUUUUUGAUGAUUUGGAAGCAACAAAGUCAAAGAAAGGCAGUGGAAUGACAGGACAUGCUGAUGGACAAGAAGAGAUAGUAGAUGAUAACAUUGAUGAACAAGAAAGGCUUGAAGAGAGUAGCAAGGUAGAUGAUGACCAAGAGAAGAUAUUGGAGGAUGGACAGAUGAAGGACGAUGACCAAGAGAAGAUAGUGAAGGAUGGACAGAUGAAGGACGAUGACCAAGAGAAGAUUGUGAAGGAUGGACAGAUGAUGGAUGAUGACCAAGAGAAGAUUGUGAAGGAUGGACAAAUGGUGGAUGAUGACCAAGAGAAGAUUGUGAAUGAUGGACAGAUGAGGGAAGAUGACCAAGAGAAGAUUGUGAAGGAUGGACAGAUGAUUGAUGAUGACCAAGAGAAGAUUGUGAAGGCUGGACAGAUGAUUGACGAUGACCAAGAGAAGAUUGUGAAGGAUGGACAGAUGAAGGACGAUGACCAAGAGAAGAUUGUGAAGGAUGGACAGAUGAUGGAUGAUGACCAAGAGAAGAUUGUGAAGGAUGGACAGAUGAUGGAUGAUGACCAAGAGAAGAUUGUGAUGGAUGGACAGAUGAAGGACGAUGACCAAGAGAUGUUGGUGGAGGAUGGAGAGUUAGCAGAUGAUGAACUAGAAUGGAGAUCAGAUGAUGAACUAGAAAGGAGAUCAGAUGAUGAACUAGAAAGGAGGUCAGAUUAUGAACUAGAAAGAAUAUCAAAUGAUGAACUAGAAAGGAGAUCAGAUGAUGAACUAGAGAGCAUAACACUAACAGAUGGUCAUGAUGGAAACAUGAGUUUCAGAUAUGAUGGAAACAUGGUCAUGCUGAAGGAAAACAGAGAAGCCUUUAGUGUUGUUAAGGAAAAGCCGGAUCUGGAGGAAGUAAUGGAUUCUUGCAGCGAGGACAGCAACUGCUCGCUGAUUUGGCCCAUAUUGAGUGUUAGUCUGAGAAAGACCAGAAUCUUAAAGAGAUGGAAAACCAAUGACUCACAUAAAGACAGUGAUAGUAGUGUUCAUGACUAUGAUUCUGACAGCAGAGACCCUUCUUAUAAGCCACAGAAGCAUGAUAGACUUGAUGAUGGUGAGACAGAUGCAAGUGACCACAAUGAUUCCAGUGCAUUGACCAUCACCAAGAAAAGAAAGAGCCUUCACUGGAAAAAGAAAGAAAGAAAAAAAAACAGGGUGCCCUGGACCAAAGCUGACACUGAAAUCCUUAAGCGCAUAUUUCAUCCAUGUAUUACAUCAAAUAAGCCUCCAACAAAAAAUGAUGUUUUAUUAGGGACAAGGAAAAACACUUACGUGAAAACAAUGUUCGAAAAAAGAGGCUGGAAGUGUAUUAAGUAUUACGUUUGGAGCCUGACACAACAGCAUCAGAAAAAAAAGAUGAAACUUUUGCAAGCAUCUUCUUUGCGGAACUAAAUCUAUGUUAUGUUCGUCAAGAAAUGUUUUGAUUCCAAUAAUGAAGAGUGUGCCGUUUUUGGUGUUUUACUUUACUUUUAUUUACUUGUGACGACGAAAUGACUCGGUUGAAUUAAUUCCAUUUCUUGGAAGAACCUAGGAUAGAAUUAUCUACGUACAUUUGUUUUACAUCCAAUGAUACACUGUAUAUGUACUUAUAUCAGCAAAUGUUAAUUGGUGCUCUGAAUGAGUUAGACAUUUAGUACAUACAAUUUUCUCCUCACAAAAUUUAAAUAAUUUUCUUGCGAAUUCCCUUUGAACAUUUAGCUUGAAUCCUUAUGUCUCCAUCACCGUCAGUCUUUGCCUUUGUGGCAAAAUCCUCAAUGUUUAUUCUAAGGCUUCUUCUGUUUCUUAAUAAUAAUUCCAUUCACUCUCCAAAAUAACUCGUCUUAAUUUGAUCCAGGGAAAUACCUGUGUUUGACAUUUAAGUGGCAAUGCAAGAUAUACAAGCGAAUGUUUGUUACCACUAUUUUUCAUUAAAAAAGA
This is a messenger RNA of Pecten maximus, 3290 nucleotides long. Its product is annotated as midasin-like. The transcript is spliced from 10 exons. NCBI's taxonomy places the organism in Eukaryota, Metazoa, Mollusca, Bivalvia, Pectinida, Pectinidae. The coding region runs from base 1044 to 2765 and encodes 573 amino acids. The record is from RefSeq and is a predicted model, not a curated record.